CUCAGCCUGAGUGCGCUCUCUCCUCUGCCGCUCUCCAUCCAUCCGUCUGUAUCUUCUGUGUUCUCUUUUCUUCACUCCAUCCCUCCCUUGAGCCACUCUCUCCUCUUCUUUACACCCACUUCCUCUCUUUAUCUCUACCUCAGUGUCUUCCUCCUCUCAUCACCACACAUCCUCCUGAGCCUGAGUGUGAAGCACCUGUGCAGACUGGAGUUUGUCGGGCCGUGGCAGAAGGUGUUUCUCUUCCUUUUUGUUUUUGUUUGAGAACAGGGGAGGGAGGGGAGACAACACCCAGGAACACCUGAACCAGUCAUUUCUUCAAGAUAUGUGGAGACUUAGGAAGUGAUCUCCUCCUCCAGCUCUUCCCCAGCUGUUUGUUUAUCUGAUUUUUUUAUUGAAACAACUGGAAUGCUUAACGUGGACUGAUGGAUGUUUCCGAACUGUGUAUCCCUGACGCUCUCUGCUACCACAACCAGUUGUUAAACAGAAUGCCCUCUGAGGACCGACACCUCUCCUCCAGUUGUGGUUCCUACGUCAAAACCGAGCCUUCCAGUCCCUCCUCCUCCCUCCUAGACAACGGCAGCCACCACAGUCCAAGCGGCAACUCCGACGCUAGCGGAGGCUACAUUAACGGCAGCAGACACCCACACGCCCUGGACUCCCCGCCAAUGUUCAACCCGAGCAUGCUGGGAGGCGGCGCCGCCUGCCUACGCCGCUACGAGGACUGCUCUGGAGGCGUGGCAGACGACUCGCCGAUCAAGUGCGAGUACAUGCUCAAUGCCAUCCCCAAGAGGGUCUGCCUGGUGUGUGGAGACAUCGCCUCAGGGUACCACUAUGGGGUGGCCUCGUGUGAGGCCUGCAAAGCCUUCUUCAAAAGAACAAUACAAGGGAAUAUUGAGUACAGCUGUCCAGCCACCAAUGAAUGUGAGAUCACCAAACGGAGACGUAAAUCAUGCCAGGCGUGUCGCUUCAUGAAAUGUCUCAAAGUCGGCAUGUUGAAAGAAGGUGUACGUCUGGACCGGGUGAGAGGGGGCCGACAGAAGUACAAACGGAGGUUGGAUGCAGAGAACGGCGGUUACCUCGGCCUCUCCAUCCCGCCUCCUGCGAAAAAGCCUUUGACAAAGAUCGUCUCCCAUCUGUUGGUGGUGGAGCCAGAGAAGAUCUACGCCAUGCCUGACCCCAGCAUGCCCGACGGAGACAUCAAGGCCCUGACCACACUGUGCGACCUGGCCGACCGCGAGCUGGUGGUCAUCAUCGGCUGGGCAAAACAUAUCCCAGGUUUUUCCACUCUGUCACUGGCUGACCAGAUGAGUUUACUACAGAGCGCCUGGAUGGAGAUCCUGGUUUUGAGCAUCGUGUUCCGCUCGCUGCCCUGCGAGGACGAGAUUGUGUACGCUGAGGACUACGUGGUGGACGAGGACCAGGCGAGGGUCUCGGGCCUGCUCGACCUGCACGUGGCCAUCCUGCCGCUGGUGAGACGCUACAAGAAGCUGCGCAUGGAGAAGGAGGAGUUUGUGACACUAAAGGCCAUCGCUCUUGCCAACUCAGACUCAAUGCACAUAGAGAACAUCGAAGCGGUCCAAAGGCUCCAGGAUUCUCUCCAUGAGGCCCUGCAGGACUUUGAGGGCUCCCAGCACCCGGAGGACCCUCGACGGGCAGGGAAGCUGCUAAUGACCCUCCCUCUGCUCCGUCAGACCGCCACCAAGGCCGUGCAGCACUUCUACAGCAUCAAAAUGCAGGGCAAGGUCCCCAUGCACAAACUAUUCCUCGAGAUGCUGGAGGCCAAGGCUUGACACCCGGGGCCAGGUGAUUGACAGACAGCUGCGUCAGCCAAUGGGAGGCGAGGGACAGCCGGAUUAAGAAAUAAAGGCAGUGUGCCAAUUGAGAGAGAAGACUCCUGAGUCGUUUGAACUAUUUUAAAAGGUAAUUCAUUUAAAAGAAAAUGGACUUUAAAUGCUUUUAAAAAGGAUAAAUAUCAACCUGAUUGACAUGGGAUCGUGAUGAUGUAAAUAAAGAUGUUGUGUACAGAAAUCAGGCAACAGAGGUCUUGUUAUAACCAGAGACCCACUGCUCUAUAUCACCUGAAGCUUCUGUGAAUCUGUUUCUUAUCUUAUUUUCAUCUCUAAAAGGAAGUAUGUUAAUAUAAAUGUCCUAAAGAAGUGUACGGCUGUUAAGCCACACUCUGUGUUUUUGUUGUUUUUCUUCCAUAUUUUCUAAUCUGAGUUGUUCAAGCAAUAGUCUCUAACUGGUCGACAUAUUAUACUUGUACUGUAUAUUGUGUGAAAUUGCACUGGGCGAGCGGGUGGGAGGCAGAACUGUUAGACAUAUUCUUAUAGUUGUCAUUAAAGAAAGCAAUGGGUACUUCUAAAGGGUACGUAAGAUUUCCUCGUAAUAUAUUUACCUCGUAGUAGCUUCAUCGACUCAACGGUUUUAGUCGACUUGGUGCUCACAGAAGGAUGAUGGUCGGCGAGUGAUCAUUGUCGCAAACAGUUUGCACUAAGCAUCGACGAGAAGAAAAAAACACGGCUAUAAUGGGUAGCAUAGCGUCCGUGUCUCAGUCAGUGUUUUUGCUUUUAGAGUUCCCUCUUUAAUCCUCUCUGUGUUCAGUGUCACACACACUUAUUGGCAACUAGCUAUACUGUGAAAAAAUACACACAAAUAAGCUAUAUUCUGAUGCUGACCAUUUGAACUGUACAGCUUGUUUAAAAGUUGUUGUUUUGUAAGAGAAUAACUGCAACAUCUAUGCAAUAUAAUGCAAUCUAAUCUGCUCUUUAAUAAUGCCCCAUAGGCCAGCAAUAAAUACAACCUUUGUAAAGUUUCAGUUUGUGUCAGGAAGACGCUCUUAUUAAACUCAGCUCCUUUUUGAGUCUGUACGUUGUCAUGGUGUUGUAGUAGAUUGCACUAUAUUGCAGAGGUUUGGCUUUUUUCUUGUGUCCAUCCUCCUUAGGUUAAGGUUUUGUUCUGAAACAAGUGUCACUAUAUUGACAGCGUAAGAUCAACAGCUCCAUCACAUCACUCCUUUUUUAUUUUUUAUUUUUUUUAUUUUUUUAAGUUAGAUACUGUACGUAAUCGAAAACCAAAUCUGUCUGCUACCCUCACUUAUAUAAACUGUAAUGAUCCUGUGUUAUUUUUCUCUUCUACAGUUUAGACUACAGAUUUCAAAUAUCUGCUCUGAGACAGUAAAAACACCAUCAAUGCCACUGGGUCCACAUGAAUUGCUUUGCUAACAUUCGGAAUAUUUCUUCCCUUUUAUAAAAAACUUGAACUUAAUAAUAUUUAAAUUUCCUUUAAUAGGCUGCAGCUUCACAAAUGUUUGUAAUAUGGCAGCUCUUUAAAACCGUUUAAAUUUAGAUAAAUACAAUUUUCAAUAUUUGUGUGCAACAAUAUAAUGACACUUGUGUAUCUGAGAACUACUCGGUUUACCCUCUGGAUUUAAUGACAGAAUAUAUCAGAACUCUGAUUAGUCCAACCACUGUCCUGCAUCCUUAGAAGUAUUACCUUUAAUCUUUAAACCUUUGACCUAAGUAUUUUUUAGCUUUCUUAUACGAUGGUGCUCCUUAUUCAGGCACUGAUCCAAAAACAAUGAAACUCUGAAACAGUGAUGCGCUCACACUAAGUCAAUACGUUUCUAUAUUCCUGAAGUGAUAGUAGACUUAGUUUAACAUCUGUCAGUUGCCAAAUUAUUUCAAGAAAGCAAUCAGAAUAUUGUGACAGUUAUUAACAUGAUAUAAGAUCAAAAUAAUGCGAUAGAUGAAUAAGCUGCUCUUUAGCAUUUUAAGGAGACACACUGUUGUCCUUUAUGACGAACACUUGAGUGUGAAGUGUCGUUAUCGUCUGCUCAAACAUGAAGCCGAGCAGACGUCAGACAGUUUCUGCAC
Molecule: messenger RNA, 3875 nt
Organism: Labrus mixtus (cuckoo wrasse)
Lineage: Eukaryota; Metazoa; Chordata; Actinopteri; Labriformes; Labridae
Gene: esrrgb
Product: estrogen-related receptor gamma b
Exons: 7
Coding region: 423-1790 (455 amino acids)
Biological process (GO): regulation of DNA-templated transcription
Cellular component (GO): nucleus
Molecular function (GO): sequence-specific DNA binding; DNA-binding transcription factor activity; steroid binding
Source: RefSeq, a predicted model, not a curated record